GCCUCUCGCCGCCGGAGGUGGGUGAUGCCGAGCACAGCCAUGAAGAAGAAGGUGCUGCUGAUGGGUAAAAGUGGGUCUGGGAAGACCAGCAUGAGGUCCAUCAUCUUUGCAAACUACAUUGCCAGGGACACGCGGCGCCUGGGUGCCACAAUUGAUGUGGAACACUCCCAUGUUAGAUUUCUAGGAAACCUGGUGUUAAACCUGUGGGACUGUGGAGGGCAGGACACCUUCAUGGAGAACUACUUCACCAGCCAGCGAGACAACAUCUUCCGCAACGUGGAAGUGCUCAUCUACGUGUUCGACGUGGAGAGCCGCGAGCUGGAGAAGGACAUGCACUACUACCAGUCGUGCUUGGAGGCCAUCCUGCAGAACUCCCCCGAUGCCAAGAUCUUCUGCCUCGUGCACAAGAUGGACUUGGUGCAGGAGGAUCAGCGGGAUUUGAUUUUUAAAGAGCGGGAAGAAGACCUAAGGCGCCUUUCUCGCCCCUUGGAAUGUGCUUGUUUUAGAACUUCCAUCUGGGAUGAAACACUUUACAAGGCCUGGUCCAGUAUAGUCUAUCAGCUGAUCCCCAAUGUCCAGCAGCUGGAAAUGAACCUGAGGAACUUUGCUCAGAUCAUCGAGGCAGACGAAGUGCUUCUGUUUGAGAGAGCCACUUUCCUGGUCAUUUCUCACUAUCAGUGCAAAGAACAGCGGGAUAUCCACAGAUUUGAGAAAAUCAGCAACAUUAUUAAACAAUUCAAAUUGAGUUGCAGUAAGCUGGCUGCUUCCUUCCAGAGCAUGGAGGUCAGGAACUCUAACUUUGCUGCUUUCAUUGACAUCUUUACGUCGAAUACAUACGUGAUGGUGGUUAUGUCAGACCCUUCAAUACCCUCUGCAGCAACACUGAUCAACAUCCGCAACGCCAGAAAACACUUUGAGAAGCUGGAGAGAGUGGAUGGACCAAAGCACAGUCUGCUCAUGCGCUGAACAUUGGCCAAGGCACAUGCUCUCCGGGGGGAGAAAAACGGAAUUGGAACUACUUUUUCUUUUUUAGGAGAAUCUAACAAUGUGGAUGUCUUUGUGGGCUUUGAAAUGAGUGUGCCGCUUACCACCGCAAUCUUUAUUUUUUCUCCUUUUAACGUUGGACACUAGUCGCUCCGAUGAUGUCUGGAUACACUGCAGACCUUCAGAAGAGACUACCUGGCAUACGUGGGGUUGGGAAGAAGCAAGGACAGGUGACGUGCACAUGGUCUCAUACUCCUGGUUGUCAUAGUAGCACAUGGCAGAGCCUUUUUGGAUGUUCUGCUCCCAGGUGAUCAUACAAAUCACAGGGAUGGAAUAUUUACUAUUUUAUCGGUAGGUUGCUAGAAUACAUUUAUAAAUUUCUCCUUGUCUUCAGUCAUGAAAAUAAAUUUUUGCUACCAGGGAUUUUGGAUCUUAGCGCUUUGGAAAGUGGGCUUUCUUUCUUCUGAAAAUCAGGAUCUUUCUGAAGUCUGGCGAGCAGAUGUUUAAUGGCUGCUUUUCUUACACGCUACUUGUUUGGGAGGGGAUUGACUGAAGGUCAUGCCAGAUUUUCAUUUGAGAGCUCUUCAUGUUGAGUCAAAAUUCACAUAAGAGGCAAAGCAGUCGGGGCAACGUUGGUCUCUCUCCACUUGUCAAGGUACUGAAAAGCUUGGAGUAAAUGGAAGGAGCCAAAGGCUGCUUUUUCCAAGCAGUGGGAUAGUCCGGGUGCCCCCGGUCUCCGUCYUGGCAAGCCAGGAUGUGCUGACGUGGGCAGGUAGGAAUUGUAGAACGUGGUGGGUUUGGGCUGUGUGUGCAUGAGCUACAUUAGCUAUGUUUGCAAAGAGCCGGUUGGACAGUGUUGGACAGCAAUCUGACUU
This is a messenger RNA of Nothoprocta perdicaria, 1859 nucleotides long. Its product is annotated as ras-related GTP-binding protein A. Gene Ontology annotation, molecular function: GTPase activity; GTP binding. The record is from RefSeq and is a predicted model, not a curated record. Gene Ontology annotation, biological process: positive regulation of TOR signaling; cellular response to amino acid stimulus; cellular response to starvation. Bases 25 to 966 code for a protein of 313 amino acids. The transcript has 10 exons. Lineage: Eukaryota; Metazoa; Chordata; Aves; Tinamiformes; Tinamidae. Gene Ontology annotation, cellular component: Gtr1-Gtr2 GTPase complex; nucleus; lysosome.